UCCCCGUGCGUGCUGGUGCUGAUGCAGACAGACACAAGCAUCAACCGGACAUAAACCACAGGAGGUGUUGUAAAGUAAUGCUUUGACAGAUUGAAGGGCUUCCAGAGACCUGCACCACUGCCAUGGCGGUGCGCUCUGACCUGUUGGGUAUAGCUCAGCCGGUGUUUGAAUCCUGGCCUGCAGGAGGCGGCAGCCCUGUGGAAGAGCUGGACGUCAGGAGUUUCAUGGGUUCCCUGAUGGAGGAGAACAGCACAGCGGAGAGAUGCUAUCGCUCUCAUUCCCACAGCAGUGUGCUGCAGGGUCUGCCCUUUGGAGGAGUCCCCACUGUCCUCGCCAUUAAUGUCGUUCUGUGGCUGUUCCUGCUACUCAUCUUCUCUUGUUUGAGGAAGGCAGCGUGGGACUACGGCCGCUUGGCUCUGCUGAUGGAGAAUGACAGCUUGACAUCACUAUUCUAUGGAGAACAAAGCGAGAAAGAGAAAACCCCUUCAGAAUCCAGUCCAUCUGAUUCAGAGACCAAGGACAUGGGCUUCUGUUCCUGGCUUACAUCUCUGUACCACAUGAAGGAUGAAGAGAUCCGCAGUAAAUGUGGUAUUGAUGCGGUCACGUACCUGUCAUUCCAACGUCACAUUAUUCUGCUCAUGACGGUGGUGUGUCUGCUGUCUCUCACCAUCAUCCUGCCUGUCAACCUCUCUGGGAACCUCCUCGAAGAUAGCCCUCAGAAUUUUGGCCGAACAACAGUGGUGAACGUCCCAGCACACAACACAUUUCUGUGGUUGCACAGUAUCUUUGCUCUGUUGUAUUUUGUGAUCACUGUGCUGUGCAUGGCACACCACGCCUCACGACUGGAAUACAGGGAGGAUGAAAAGGUGGCCAGAACUCUAAUGAUCACUUCUAUUCCCAGAGAAAUCUCUGAUCCCGGCCUGAUCACCAAACAUCUUCAUGAGGCGUAUCCCAGCUGUACCGUCACUGACAUCCGGUUCUGCUUUGACAUACAAAAACUGAUGAAGCUGGACUCAGAAAGACGGAAAGCCAUGAAAGGAAGGUUGUAUUUCACAACCAAAGCUCAGAAGGAAGGGAGGAUCAUGAUAAAGACACACCCUUGUGCUCAGAUCUUCUGCUGUGAUAUAUGUGGCUUUGAACAGGUGGAUGCAGAGCAGUACUACAGCGAGCUGGAGGAGAAACUGACAGAUGAGUUUAAUGCAGAGAAAAACCGCAUCUCUAUGAAGAGGCUGGGCAUAGCCUUUGUCACCUUCAGAGAUGAAAGAAUGACAGCAGUUAUUGUAAAAGACUACAGCCGAGCACGCUGCCGCCACAGACCCCAGCAGUCCAGCAUUACAACAGUAGUGCGCUCGCAUCAGUGGGGGGUUUCUUAUGCCCAUGCCCCCAGUGACAUCAUAUGGGAAAAUCUGUCAGUGUGCGGUUCUCGCUGGUGGCUCCGCUGCGUCCUGCUCAACAUUACGCUCUUCCUCCUGCUCUUCUUUCUCACAACCCCUGCUAUCAUUGUAAACACUAUGGACAAGUUCAACAUCACUCAGCCAGUUGAGUGCCUAAGGAACCCAGUAAUUACCCAGUUCUUCCCCACGCUACUCCUGUGGGCCUUUUCCAUCCUCCUGCCCUUCGUAGUGUACUAUUCAUCAUUCUUUGAGUACCACUGGACUAGGUCCAAUGAGAAUCAGGUCACCAUGCACAAAUGUUUUUUACUGCUUGUCUUCAUGGUUAUUAUUCUACCAUCACUGGGUCUGUCCAGCUUGGAUUUGUUCUUCAGGUGGCUUUUUGACAUUCACUUCCUGGAUGAAGCAGAUGUGAAGUUUCAGUGUGUGUUUUUGCCUGAUAACGGGGCGUUCUUUGUGAAUUAUGUGAUCACGUCUAGUUUGAUAGGAACGGCUAUGGAGCUCUUGCGUAUUCCUGCACUGCUGGUGUAUUCUCUUCGCCUCUGUUUUGCCAAAUCUAAAGCUGAGCGCAUCCACGUUAAAAGGAGUCAAGCCUAUGAGUUUCAAUUUGGUCUUGAGUAUGCGUGGACCAUGUGCAUAUUCGCAGUCAGUAUGACCUACAGCAUCACCUGCCCCAUCAUUGUACCUUUUGGGUUGCUCUACCUUGUUCUGAAGCAUAUGGUAGAUCGCUAUAAUAUCUACUAUGCCUAUAUACCCACAAAGCUCAGCCAGCGGAUCCACUCGGCCGCCAUCAGCCAAGUGGUAGUGGCACCCAUUCUGUGCAUGUUUUGGUUGAUGUUCUUCUCUGUACUCAGACUGGGUCUAAUGCAGCCCAUCACUUUGUUUACCUUUGUAACUCUACUGUCCUGUAUUGCCUUCUCCUGCUUUGGUGUAUGUCUCAAAAAACUAAACCCUGACAGAUCAACAAGCUAUCAGAUGUCUGAUCAGGCAACAGAAGACAUUUUCAGUGAUGCGGAGAGAAGCACUGUUUCAAGCACAACCACAGUUAAUCUUUUUAUAGCGUCCGUCCUGCUGGAGCCCGAGCUGGGUCUGACUCCCAUGCCCUCUCCGGCCCACCAGAGUUACGGCACCAUGGGGAACAGCCAGAGUUCAGUGCGUGACGCUGAAGGGGGUGAGGAGAAAGACCUGGAGGAAACUUUGGAGACUGAACUCAAGGAUGACCCAGAUCCCAUUUGCCCCAGCCCUCUCAUGGACAGCCCCCUCUCCCUGUUCCCAGCCCAAAGCUCAAGUUCCAUGCCUCAUCUAAGCUAGUGGCUGAUACAGAGGCAUUAUGCUGCAAUGUCUGUCCUAGACAUCCUCCAUUUAUGAGUAAAAGACUAAUUAGGGUCAUCCAAGCUUCAAACUGCUUUAAAAGCUUGUUGAUGUGAAAUUUGCUGAGAUGGGUGGUUUUAGUUCUGAAGACUUUGAUGAGCUUUCAAAGAUGUACCACAGCCUCCAUCUGAAGUGGAUAAAAGCAAAGAAAGAGACCAGUUCAUUUCUCUUGCUCGAACUAUGCUUUCUACUUUUCUCAAUUUUCUUGUAUUUUCCUUUCCUGCGUUAUUAAAUUAAUGAGUGUCUGGCAUUAUGGUUGAUUGAAGCUUGGAACAUUGUAUUUUGAAAGAUGUUUCAGUGUAUUUUUUAUGCAUAGUCAUCACAUAGCUCCACAGAGAGGCAGUGCUCAAGACAUGCAAAUCUAAUUGGUAAAUUACUCCUUUUGCUGUUAUUACAGUUUGUGCUUAUUAUUGUCUAUUUUAAGAACUACUGGUAUUUCAGCAGUGGUAUGUAAUUUAGCAACAUUAUGCCAAGAGGGAGUUGUUUUCAUGUGUUUACUAUUAUUAGAUUAGUAUUGCAGCUAUUAACACCCUCAACCUUUCUUGCCACUUUUGCAUUGUGUGCCGGAGUCACCCCCCAGUUUCUCUUUUUCUUCUCGUGAAAAUAGCAUUUGUGCUUUGGCUGCUGUCAAUUGGCACUACAGUAGAAUUCAAAGUCAAUGAGGCACUGAUUACAUCAUUUUUUUUUUUCAUGUGAAUUAUAGUCAGUCGGUCUAUGGAGAUGUAAAAAGAAAUUUCAAAGUGAAGCUUAUUACUGACUUAUAUAAAGUCUAAAUUUAAAGAACUCUAAAACCUGCUAAAGGAAUUGAAAAAGAAAAGGGCAGGUGUCAGUUUGUAAGGGAAAAAACAGAUCUUAUUUUGAUAUCCAGUGUAUUAAAGAAUAUUCCGGCUUCAAAACAAGUUAAGCUCUAUCAACAGCAUCUGUGACCUGCUGUCGAUAACCACAGGAAAUAAUUUUGUCUCAUCCCUCAGUUUUCAUGCGCAUUGGAAGUAUGGCUUUCUGGCUUUACAUGGUUAUGACAGGAGUUCAAAAACUGGAUAUAUCUUAGCACAGACAAGGUCAAUAAAUGAUUUUAUCACACUAGUCUCAAGUUAGUGCAUAUAAUGUUUAAGUGUGGUGACUAUACUUUCGAAACAGUGUGUAGCCCAAAGUAUUCGGUUAAACGAGUACAGGACGUGUGACGCAAUUCUCGUCAUCAGCAGAGUGGUCAAGCAUUGAACGCACGCAGCCCAAUUUUUCUAAGCGCGCAUCUGUGAAUGCGCAGAAUGCACAUGCGCCUGGAAUUAUUUGCACUAAUUUGUGGGUCCAAAAGGUGGCAGUACUCACAUUUGAGCAUUUGUCGUGAAGACAGAGGAUGUAAUCACCUGUAAACAACAGGAGACAUAGGUAAAAACAACAAUAGUGAAUGUGAACGUCAAGAGCGCUUGUGUGAGUAGGUCUGGAGAUACCUGUAAUUGUAUUACUCUUUUCUAAAGGACUAUAAAGACUAAACUCCUAAAGAGAAAUAGUCCACUGUCUCGUACAGUCAUAGCAUACGUAUACGCGCACCGUCGUUUUCCAAACUGCAUUUUUGCACCAUUGAAGGGCACUUCGCAAUGGGGACGCCACUCGAAAGGUCGUUCCAAACAAAAGUAGGAAAGUAAUUUUUUUCAUAAAGGGCCCUUUCAGAAGACUUUUAGUGAAGGCUACAUUUAAACUGUAAUGACAUGUUCCCUUCAGAUGCCACACCAAGAGCUCUGUCUUUCGUAGUGAGUAGGGCAUAGGGCAUAGGGCAUAGGGAUAAUCACUUUCGAUAGGAAUUCGCCCUUUGACACGCUCUCGUUCGACUGUAUGCAGACGCUGAGCAUUCGCGUCAAAAUCGAAGUAUACUGUGGGCUUAUAUCUUAAAAUUUUAUCACGGUGCAAUUCCUUGCUCCAUAGACUCAUGCCCUAUUGUGAAAGGAAUAGUUCACCCAAAAAUUAUAAUUCUCUCAGACCAAAAUGUAACUCCUUUGUACAUGUGGACGCGCUGUGUAAGGAAUGUUAGUGAGACAAACAGACCCAAGAGCAGAGGAACAGUUCAAAGGAUUUAUUAACUGUAAUAAUGAGCAGUCACUGGGUGGAGGAAUGUAGAAAAUCCUGACACCGGCUGCAGCAGUGGGAAGCGAUCUCCAAUGGCGUGCAUGUCAUAGGAUGAAUGUGUGCGUUGUGGAAGUCAGGAACAGAUUCUUAGAAUCCUCCGUUGAAGCUUAGUGAGGUGCAGAACAACGCCCAGCACAGUUGAGCAAACUUAACUCCCGACACGCGGGUAGAGACGAGGUAUCCUCUGUGGAAGACCAGUUGACAUGCAGCAAUACUGGAAGGCAACCACACAUCCGACAUGUGGGCAACCAACAGAUACAUGAGACAGGACCAACUAGGCAGAGAGAGUGAGGUUAGUAGAACAAUGCUCAAAAACUCAGUCAACACUGAGCAACAUUAAACAUUCAACAUCUGACUACAUUUAACAAUCCAGCCCAGGACCUGACACACCAGGGGAUUAAUAUAGGCAUAAACAAACAAGGGGCAGGUGCCGCUCGCAGCUGAAAGUAGGCAUGAUCAGCAUUCCCAUGGAAACAAUCAGGGUCCCCAUGGAAACGCAUAUUCUGCAUGCCAGCGGCACCUGAAACACAUGAGGGCAAAAACGUCAACAUGCUUGGAACAAAACAAACAGGGAAUGAUGAUGCCAUAGUCCUCAUCAGACAAAAACCCAACCUGACAAGGUGACAGGACCGUGACAUCACCGGAGAGCGCACAGCGGUAAUUUGCACAUGGCGGUCAUUAACAACCGGACCCGUAUAUACAUAUUUUAAUUUGUGUUCUGCGGUAGAAAGAAAGUCAGACAAGUUUAAGAUAGCAUAAUGGUGAGUAAAUGAUGAGAGAAUUAUAUAUUUUGGGUGAAUUAUUCCUUUAAUUGCAUCAAAAACACAAUUUUGCUUGUUUAUACAAAGUGAGAGAAAAAUGGGUACUUCAGCCAAAAAUUUAAAUUCUGUCAUCAUUUACUCACCUUUGUGUUAUUCCAAACCCAUAUGACUUUCUUUCUUCUAUGGAAGCAAA
Myxocyprinus asiaticus (Chinese sucker) is the source of this 5837-nucleotide messenger RNA. RefSeq names its product calcium permeable stress-gated cation channel 1-like. The record is from RefSeq and is a predicted model, not a curated record. Gene Ontology annotation, molecular function: calcium-activated cation channel activity. Gene Ontology annotation, cellular component: plasma membrane. The transcript has 23 exons. Bases 123 to 2702 code for a protein of 859 amino acids. NCBI's taxonomy places the organism in Eukaryota, Metazoa, Chordata, Actinopteri, Cypriniformes, Catostomidae.